UUCGCUUGCUUCGACAUCCCCGUGACGGACACUUGCUCUUCUCCCUGGAUCGGCUCGCCGCCAUGGAUUUGGUCCUCCUCGAGAAGGCCCUCCUCGGGCUGUUCGCCGCUGUGACGCUCGCCAUCGUGGUGUCGAAGCUGUGUGGCAAGCGCUUCAAGCUGCCGCCCGGGCCGACCCCGGUGCCCAUCUUCGGGAACUGGCUGCAGGUGGGCGACGACCUCAACCACCGCCUGCUCACCGACAUGGCCAGGCGCUUCGGCGAAAUCUUCCACCUGCUGAUGGGCGUGCGGGACCUGGUGGUGGUCUCCUCGCCGGAUCUCGCCCGGGAGGUGCUCCACGCGCAGGGCGUCGAGUUCGGCUCCCGCACCCGCAACGUGGUGCUCGACAUCUUCACCGACAAGGGCCAGGACAUGGUGUUCACGGUCUACGGCGACCACUGGCGCAAGAUGCGGCGGAUCAUGACGGUGCCCUUCUUCACCAACAAGGUGGUGCAGCAGAACAGGGCCGGGUGGGAGGAGGAGGCCCGGCUGGUGGUGGAGGAGCUGAAGACGAACCCCACGGCCGCCACCGAGGGGGUGGUCAUCCGCCGCAGGCUGCAGCUGAUGAUGUACAACGACAUGUACCGGAUCAUGUUCGACAAAAGGUUCGACAGCGUGGACGACCCGCUCUUCAACAAGCUCAAGGCCAUCAACUUUGAGCGCAGCCGCCUGUCGCAGAGCUUCGAAUUCAACUACGGCGACUUCAUCCCCAUCCUGAGGCCCUUCUUGAGGCGCUACCUCAACAAGUGCAAGGAGGUCAAGGACCACCGCCUGCAGCUCUUCCACGAGCACUUCGUUGCCCAGAGGAAGAAGAUGAUGGAGGAGAAGGGAUCAAAAAUGGAGCUCGAGUGCGCCAUCGAUCACAUCUUGGACGCAGAGAGGAAGGGCGAGAUCAACUACGACAAUGUUCUGUACAUCGUUGAGAACAUCAACGUCGCCGCGUUGGAGACGACGCUGUGGUCGAUCGAGUGGGGGAUCGCGGAGCUGGUGAACAACCCGGAGAUCCAACGCAAGCUUGGGGCGGAGCUGGACGCGGUGCUGGGACGCGACCAGAUCACGGAGCCGGACCUGCAAAGGCUGCCCUACCUCCAGGCGGUGGUGAAGGAGACGCUGCGCUACCGGAUGGCCAUCCCCCUCCUCGUCCCCCACAUGAACCUCAACCACGCCAAGCUCGGCGGCUACGACAUCCCCGGCGAGAGCAAGAUCCUGGUCAACGCAUGGUGGCUUGCCAACAACCCCGCCCACUGGCGCAAGCCCGAGGAGUUCCGCCCCGAGCGCUUCCUGGAGGAAGAGGCCAAGGUGGAGGCCAGCGGCAACGACUUCCGCUACCUGCCCUUCGGCGCCGGCCGCCGCAGCUGCCCCGGCAUCAUCCUCGCCCUCCCCAUCAUCGGCAUCACCCUGGGCCGCCUGGUGCAGAACUUCGAGCUGCUGCCGCCGCCGGGCCAGGCCAAGAUCGACACCACUGAGAAGGCCGGCCAGUUCAGCCUCCAGAUCAUGAAGCACUCCACCGUGGUGUGCAAGCCCAGGGUGUUCUGAUGGCAGUCGCUCCGGGGAGUCGCCUGAAGUACUCACUCCUCUCUCCGGCUCCAUCUUUCGUUCCACUUAGCCUGCGCGAGUUUGCUGGUGUGUUGAAAUAAGUCGAUCCUACAGUAUUCCUUUACGUAGAUGAAUCUGUUGAGGACUUACUACUAUUAUGUGAUUGAUAUAUUGGAUAUGGCUUCAAAGAUCGUCGUGAGCGAAUGCUAUA
Molecule: messenger RNA, 1785 nt
Organism: Musa acuminata AAA Group (dessert banana)
Lineage: Eukaryota; Viridiplantae; Streptophyta; Magnoliopsida; Zingiberales; Musaceae
Product: trans-cinnamate 4-monooxygenase-like
Exons: 3
Coding region: 63-1574 (503 amino acids)
Biological process (GO): lignin metabolic process
Molecular function (GO): heme binding; trans-cinnamate 4-monooxygenase activity; iron ion binding
Source: RefSeq, a predicted model, not a curated record